CCCCUUUUUUAAUCACAUGGUCAAGAAUGCAUGAGCUCAAAAAUUAUACUAUGCAGCUCCAGCUCCGCAGCACAGCAGAAGAAGUAUCCCCCUCUAACCAGCACAGCAAGCCCAGUCAUUGAUGCAUACUUUAUAGGUGACUAUUGAACUGCACAACAUUUAGUUGGCCUAUCUAUACCCAUAUUUAUAAUUGGACUGCAAAUGGAUCCGAAACAUAUUACAUGUUCAACAAGUGUGGUUGAUUUCUGGGCCAAAGGGCCUCCAUUCAGAGCAGUCAUCGGUCUUGUCUGCUUGUUAUCAGUGAUCGGAUCUCUGUUGAUAAUAUUCAGUUACAUCUUCUUCAAGAGUCUAAGAAGCCGUGCUCGACUAAUUCUGGUGCAUCUUUCUGUUGCUGACCUCGGUGUGGGACUUGCAAACCUUGUCGGAAACUUUAUCUAUUUUGAUCGCUUUUAUUUCACAGCUAAUCAAGUAACGAUACACAAUCAAACAGUAAACAUUUCUUUGUUCAGCGAAGAUAGCGACCCGGACAUGCCUUGUGUUUCCUUCCAUCAACCCAGCAGCAUUGCAAUCAGACAUCUCUGUGUCUCCCAGGCAUUUAUAGCACACUACUUUACUCAUGCGUCCAUCCUCUGGACCAUUAGCCUGGCAGUGUUUCUGUACUUCCUCAUUGUGCACAACACCACAAAACUAGCCAACUAUUCGCUAACUCUCUCCUAUCCCCUGUGCUACUUGCUUCCACUCUUAGUGUGCAUUUGGCUUGUCGUGACUGAUCGAUUUGGAUACUCUCCAGCUAAUUUAGGAUGGUGCUCCAUACUCAUUGUCAAUGCAGAAACUAACAAGCCUGACACUUAUGCUGCUGCGUUCGGCUAUGACCUGUGGAUCUACCUGGGGAUGAUUCUUGUGCCCAUUUUGUAUUUGGCUGUUCAACUAUAUAUAAGAGAAAAGCUAAGGCAGACCAAGCUUUACCUUCCCCAAGCUGAGGGGAGGUUCUGGGAGGCAGUACACAUCCUAGACUACAAUUUUCUCCUCAUUCCCAUUGUUUUCACACUGUUGCGAAUGUGGACAAGCAUUGUGGAUAUUGUGUUUGUCUACGUUCAAGUAAAACAAUCACCUCUCUGGCUGAAUCUCACCUUUGUCUAUCUAGCAGGCAUAGGUGAUUCAGCACAAGGUGCUGCUAAUGCUGUCCUCUUUGUGCUACUAACCAAGAGAGUCCGGACUACAGUGUUCAGUCUGAGCUACUGGAAGUUGAAACUAAAGCUACACAGAAGCAGGUGGGAUAGUACUGAGGAUGGCGAAACAGACCCUUUCCUGACAGAGAAGGCACGAACAGUUAAUGGGCAUUCAGUAACUGAUUAUUCAACUUCUGAAAUCUAUACUCCUGCACGAGGAAGUGCUGAAGAAUCAAAUAUUUUUACAUUUCCCAUUAAAAAUGUAUAG
This is a messenger RNA of Halichondria panicea, 1437 nucleotides long. RefSeq names its product G-protein coupled receptor 157-like. Bases 202 to 1437 code for a protein of 411 amino acids. The transcript is spliced from 4 exons. Gene Ontology annotation, molecular function: G protein-coupled receptor activity. Gene Ontology annotation, biological process: adenylate cyclase-activating G protein-coupled receptor signaling pathway; cell surface receptor signaling pathway. Gene Ontology annotation, cellular component: plasma membrane. NCBI's taxonomy places the organism in Eukaryota, Metazoa, Porifera, Demospongiae, Suberitida, Halichondriidae. The record is from RefSeq and is a predicted model, not a curated record.